AUUUUCCCGCUAUCAGCGUUCUAGAGAAGAUCCAAGAUAACGUCCACUUGAUUCGCUACAACGACUAGAAAAUAAAAUAAAAUAUGCCAACUGGUCCAAGUAGUAGGGUAUUAAGGGAUAUCUACAGAAGAGAGACCGUCGCUAGGAAAGAGGUACAGAGGAGAGCCUAUCUAUACGUCGCUAGAAACACAGAGUUACCUUUCCAAGUACGCCACCAAGCGCAGCUCUCUUUGAACGCCAUGGAAUCAGCUUCCAGGCCAACGAUGAUACGCAACAGAUGCAAAGUUACUGGUAGAGGCGCUGGUCUCCAGCAAGGAUUAACCAGAUUCCAAUUUAGAUUACAAGCACUGAGGGAUGAAUUAGAAGGUGUACAUAAAGCCAGUUGGUAGUCAUAAAAUAGUCAUAAAUUCCUUUUGAAUACAAUUAUACAAUUAUUCACUUCUUAUCUGAGUGUCCAAGCGACAUUCCAGGGGCUAUGCUGUCCCUAACGAUCUGUUUCAGCUCCUUAGCUUCUGGGAAUCCACCCUUGAUCUUCCUAUCCCAGAGUAGCUUUGGUGGGUUGUUGUCGCUAUCAAACAACCAAACUCUGAAUCUACCAGCCGUAGAUUCUAAAUUACGUGGGACGAGACUGACGGAUUGUACUGUUGGUGGUGGGAACGUCAACAAUAACUCAGUCGUCAACCACUGUGCUCGAGGCUGCCAUCUACACCUAUCGCAGUACUCUAUCUUGAUGAUAGGGUAUUCACCAACAGGCGCUUGAAAUGUCUCUGGGUUGAGUGCGUCCAAUUCAGCUGGCUGGAAUGUGUUCACAGGAUCAUUUCCAUCUAUUCUUAUUCCUGGUGUCUGCAUUUUUUUAUCUUGAUUGUUU
This is a messenger RNA of Wallemia mellicola CBS 633.66, 868 nucleotides long. RefSeq lists its product as hypothetical. Gene Ontology annotation, cellular component: ribosome; mitochondrial small ribosomal subunit. Gene Ontology annotation, biological process: translation. Gene Ontology annotation, molecular function: structural constituent of ribosome. The coding region runs from base 84 to 389 and encodes 101 amino acids. The transcript has 2 exons. The record is from RefSeq and is a predicted model, not a curated record. Lineage: Eukaryota; Fungi; Basidiomycota; Wallemiomycetes; Wallemiales; Wallemiaceae.